Molecule: messenger RNA, 921 nt
Organism: Mandrillus leucophaeus (drill)
Lineage: Eukaryota; Metazoa; Chordata; Mammalia; Primates; Cercopithecidae
Product: receptor-type tyrosine-protein phosphatase zeta-like
Exons: 7
Coding region: 1-921 (306 amino acids)
Cellular component (GO): plasma membrane
Molecular function (GO): zinc ion binding; carbonate dehydratase activity
Source: RefSeq, a predicted model, not a curated record
AUGUUAGGUAAAAGAUACAAUGGGAUACAGAACUUGAGAGAAAAUCCACUGAAAGCUCAGGAAAGAAGUGGCAUUGGCGUCAACCCUGAUGAAGACAGGGCAACUGCCAAGGGGCCUAAGGAAAGGGUUGCAGGCAGGCUCCCUAAUGCAGGGAAACGACGCGAGUGUAGGAGCAACAAACACCUGGUGAGCUCCAAGCAGCAGGCUGGUGUAGACAGUGGCAGCAGCCUACAUCUGAGAGAAGGGUCAAGAUCUAAGACCUGGGGCAAAGGCCGACUAUUGCGAACAGUUCAGGGAAAGUUCACAGUCUUCGGGUCGGGCUGGCUCUUUGCUCGACCAAAAUCAGGGGAGGAGGAUUUAAUUGUGAAGAAAAAAAUAGAGGAUUGGGCUAAUGGAUACUACAGACAACAGAGAAAACUUGUUGAAGAGAUUGGCUGGUCCUAUACAGGUGCACUGAAUCAAAAAAAUUGGGGAAAGAAAUAUCCAACAUGUAAUAGUCCAAAACAAUCUCCUAUCAAUAUUGAUGAAGAUCUUACACAAGUAAAUGUGAAUCUUAAGAAACUUAAAUUUCAGGGUUGGGAUAAAACAUCGUUGGAAAACACAUUCAUUCAUAACACUGGGAAAACAGUGGAAAUUAAUCUCACUAAUGACUACCGUGUCAGCGGAGGAGUUUCAGAAAUGGUGUUUAAAGCAAGCAAGAUAACUUUUCACUGGGGAAAAUGCAAUAUGUCAUCUGAUGGAUCAGAGCAUAGUUUAGAAGGACAAAAAUUUCCACUUGAGAUGCAAAUCUACUGCUUUGAUGCGGACCGAUUUUCAAGUUUUGAGGAAGCAGUUAAAGGAAAAGGGAAGUUAAGAGCUUUAUCCAUUUUGUUUGAGGUAAUAAUUAUACAUACAUUUUACACUAAUGUAAUUCCUUUUUAA